AGUGCAAGCAGCGCAGCGAUUCUUAAAAACCCAGACAAUCCAAAAUACUCGUUUUACAUAACAAAGCGUCAAUCCUCUGGUCGUGGAAGUCUUGCGCAUGAAAUUAAUGUGAUCGAUCUGACCGCGAUCCGAGCCUCAUCGAUAUAUCAUGAGAUGAUUUCUUCCUACGAAUUACCCUCGCAACCGCUAGAUCGACCUAUGCAGAUGCGGCUAAGGUAAGACAACGAACCGCCAAUUAUUUCAACGGAUCUGCAAGUUAUUUACUGUGACACAGCAUGACCGAUCCGCUCUUUCGUACCGUGGCUUCUCUGUGUGUCCGUCAACAUCAAAUUGCCGACGAUGGUCACGGUUGCUGUGGGCGUAUGUACUCGAUCAUCACCGAUAAACGGAUCGUGGCCAAUGGGUUCGGUUUACGUUGGCGAAUCGAAACAAAUCCCUCUGAGCUGAUAUUGCAAGUGACAUCGAUUGCUUCCAUCAACGAUCAAUACAGCAGUUACGAUUUGAUGCAGCUGCUUAGGCUUAUCAGUGCGAAUGGCGGUCAUCAAUCGCUCGAACAAGUGCGACCGAAAAAGGUACUCGUCUACUUGGAGCAACUGGCCAAGGACAAAGCCGAAAAAUAUACCCACAAGCUUGCUACAGAUAAAGAUGUUUCCACUGCAGGAGAGAUGCUGGAACGUCUAGCAUGGCAAGAAAAAGAUAAUUUUAGAAUAGGCAUAGAUACCGGCGAUGCUGUUGUUGCCUGUCAAUUGUUUCAAUAAGAAUUUUCAUUGGUGAAUUUUCUUUCAAUUUUUUCGGA
Messenger RNA from Radiomyces spectabilis, 796 nucleotides. RefSeq lists its product as uncharacterized. The record is from RefSeq and is a predicted model, not a curated record. The transcript is spliced from 3 exons. Lineage: Eukaryota; Fungi; Mucoromycota; Mucoromycetes; Mucorales; Radiomycetaceae. The coding region runs from base 276 to 758 and encodes 160 amino acids.